Molecule: messenger RNA, 402 nt
Organism: Bactrocera neohumeralis
Lineage: Eukaryota; Metazoa; Arthropoda; Insecta; Diptera; Tephritidae
Exons: 3
Coding region: 1-402 (133 amino acids)
Cellular component (GO): extracellular region
Molecular function (GO): ion channel inhibitor activity
Source: RefSeq, a predicted model, not a curated record
AUGCAAUUCCAUCUACUCAAAUUAAGAUGUUUAUGUUUUGCUGCUGUUGUUAUAUUUAUAACACAGAAUGUGUCAGGAAUUGAAACUCGUGCAGAGCGGCGUAUUGAUCUUCUCAACGCACCGCAUGAUUUCGAUGCGGCUUACGGACCCCACUACACGGAUGUCGAAAACUACUGUAACAUACAAAAAAAUGAUUGUAAACAAAUGCAAACAAACAUAUUUUUUAUUUUGCCAUCUAGGCGCUCAUCACGUAUACAUGUUUUCCGGCGUGACUGCAUAUCUCGUGGCGGUGCUUGCGACAGUAGGCCCAAUGACUGCUGCUACAAUAGCUCGUGUCGUUGCAAUCUCUGGGGCAGCAAUUGUCGUUGUCAACGCAUGGGACUCUUCCAGAAGUGGGGCUAA